AUGCGGUCUCUCACUUCCAGGACCAGUUCGGCCUUACUGACAGUAUGGGGGCUAUUAUCCAUAUCGUUGAUGCCCUCGCUGGGUCAGGCAGAUAAAACUGCUGGAGAUUAUUUUGUCCAUUCGCUGCCGGGCGCUCCGCCUGGACCCUUACUCAAGAUGCAUGCUGGACACAUCGAAGUCACCCCUGACCAUCACGGAAACAUGUUCUUUUGGCAUUUUCAGAAUAGACACAUUGCGAACAAACAGCGCACUGUGAUUUGGCUGAAUGGAGGUCCAGGUUGCAGUUCGGAAGAUGGAGCUUUGAUGGAAAUAGGUCCUUAUAGAGUAAAAGAUGGAUCCAAUGGACCAAAACUUGAAUACAAUCCAGGUUCUUGGGAUGAAUUUGCGAAUGUUAUGUUCGUAGACAAUCCAGUAGGAACAGGAUUUAGUUUCGUGGACUCGGACAGCUACGUUCAUGAUUUGCCCGAGAUGGCGGAUCAAUUCGUCCAAUUCUUGGAGAAAUGGUUUGCGCUAUUCCCCGAGUAUGAGCAUGACGAUCUAUACAUUGCGGGAGAAUCUUAUGCUGGACAACAUAUUCCCUACAUUACAAAAGCUAUUCUGGAACGAAACAAGAAACCUGACACAAAACAUCCGUGGCCAAUGAAAGGAAUGCUAAUUGGAAAUGGAUGGAUUUCGCCGGCUGAACAAUACAUGGCCUAUCUUCCAUUCGCAUAUGAGAAGGGGCUAGUCAAGAAGGAUAGCGAAAAGGCAAAGAAAUUGGAGUCCCAACAAGCCAUUUGCACCAAAUUAUUGAAUGAGAACGGCGGAAGAGACAGGGUCGAUAACGGCCAGUGCGAACAGAUUUUACAAGAAAUUUUGUCGACCACUCAAACCAAGGGCUCAGAUGGCAAUAUGCAAUGCUACAACAUGUAUGAUGUGAGGUUGAAGGACUCCUACCCAAGUUGUGGUAUGAACUGGCCUCCCGAUUUGGUCAAUGUUACACCUUACCUCCGCCGAACGGACGUGGUUGCAGCUCUGCAUAUUUCACCUGAAAAAAGGACUGGAUGGACUGAAUGUAAUGGUGCUGUUGGCAGCGCUUUCAGAGCUACACACUCAAAACCUUCCAUUCAGAUUUUACCAGACCUUCUCAAAGAAGUCCCUACCAUACUAUUUUCCGGUGCUGAGGAUUUGAUUUGCAAUCACAUAGGCACUGAAGAAAUGAUCAGCAAUAUGGAGUGGAACGGUGGCAAAGGAUUCGAACUUGGAUCCGGAACAUGGGCGCCACGUCGGGAUUGGGAAUUCGAAGGCGAGGCAGCGGGUUUCUGGCAAGAGGCUCGCAAUUUGACCUACGUCCUGUUCUACAAUUCAUCUCACAUGGUACCCUUCGAUUAUGCACGACGUACCCGAGAUAUGCUUGACAGGUUUAUGCAAGUAGAUAUUGCUAGCAUUGGUGGCGCUCCAACCGAUAGUCGUAUCGACGGCGAGAAGGGUCUGGAGACAUCUGUUGGCGGUCAUCCUAAUAGUACUGCUGCUACUCAAGCCGAAGAAGAACGCUUGGAGGCCGCGAAAUGGAACGCUUAUUACAAAUCUGGUGAGAUUGUCCUAGUGAUCGUCAUUAUCGCAGCUUCGGCAUGGGGCUAUUACAUCUGGCGUGAACGACGCCAACGCGCUGGUUACGCUGGAAUUUUCGGGGGUGACACUCCUAUGGCUUUGGCGGGCGCGAGAAGUGGUCCUAGAGGCGCAGCAGGUCUUGAAAAUUUCCGCAAUAAACGAAUGGCGAGAGAUGUGGAGGCAGCGGACUUUGAUGAAAGUGAAUUGGAUGAACUACACGUGAAGUCACCUACGGACGACAUGGAUAGAGAUAGAUAUAGCGUUGGAAGUGCAAGUGAUGAUGAAGGCACCACAAGAAGAAAUGGAAAUGGCAAGGGCAAAGAAAAGAGUUACUCAUAG
Botrytis byssoidea is the source of this 1929-nucleotide messenger RNA. RefSeq lists its product as uncharacterized. Gene Ontology annotation, cellular component: trans-Golgi network. Bases 1 to 1929 code for a protein of 642 amino acids. Gene Ontology annotation, biological process: apoptotic process; proteolysis. NCBI's taxonomy places the organism in Eukaryota, Fungi, Ascomycota, Leotiomycetes, Helotiales, Sclerotiniaceae. Gene Ontology annotation, molecular function: serine-type carboxypeptidase activity. The transcript has 3 exons. The record is from RefSeq and is a predicted model, not a curated record.